UCCUGGUUCGAGAAGUUACGCAGGACGUGCAGCGGUUCAAAGAGGAAGGAAGAUGGCGGAUAACAAAGGCGAGGAGGAUAUGGAACCGUCUGUUAAUUCGGACUCAGUGCCUUCAGCGCAGGAAAACGAGCAGCCAGAGACGGCGGUCGACAAUGCGGUGAUAGUUAUAGAGGCAAAUUCAAAGGGCGGCGACGAAACGGAGACCCACGAUAACACUACCGAGACACCGACACCCACCAGCGACGGAGGGAGCGUGAGCGGCGGCGGGGCUGCUGCUGUUGCUGCUGCGGGCUCGGGAGGGGAAGCCAACGGGAGCGCUAGUGACGCCCUGAGCCCGGCUGAAACCAGUAGUACCAAUGCAGAACCACCGGCAGCUGAAACAGUGCCCGCCGGGGAUGCUCCUGCUGCUGGACUCUCUACAGAAAUGUCCCCCCCUCCUACGGCACCAGCAGCCACACCGGUACCAGCUCCCAUUAAUUUACUGGAUACGUGCGCAAAGUGUAAACAAAGUCUUCAGAGCCGGGACUGUGAACCAAAACUUCUGCCUUGUCUGCACUCUUUCUGCCUGAAAUGUAUCCCGCAACCAAACAGACAGAUCAGCCUGCCAGUGACUGGACCUCACGGACAAGCCGAAACACACAUAGUCAACGUCAUGCGCUGUUUUGUGUGCCACAAAGAAUACAAACAGAUCGACAUCAUCGACAACUACUUUGUGAAAGACACCACAGAGGCCAGCAGCACGUCUGAUGAAAAGGCUGCACAGACGUGCACGAGCUGUGAGGACAAUGCGGGAACCAUUGGCUUCUGUGUGGAGUGUGGAGAAUGGCUGUGUAAGACCUGCGUGGAGGCCCACCAGAGGGUCAAAAUCACCAAGGACCACAAGAUUCACACAAAGGAGGAUGCUGAUGCUGCCUCUGAAUCCAUCGGCACAUCAGGACAGAGGCCUGUUUUCUGUCCCGUCCACAAGCAGGAGCCACUGAAGCUUUUCUGUGAGACCUGUGACACCUUGACCUGUAGGGACUGCCAGCUGCUGGAGCACAAGGACCACAGGUACCAGUUCCUGGAGGAGGCUUUCCAGAACCACAAAGGCAUCAUUGGGGCCAAAAUGGCUAAACUACAGGAAAAAAAUAACUAUGUUCAUUGUUCUGUCUCUCAGUUGCAGAGCAGGUUAAAAGAGCUGAGCGAGACACACAGGAAGGUGGAGCAUGAGAUCAAAAUCGCAGUAUUUACUCUCAUUAAUGAGAUCAACAAGAAGGGCAAGUCCCUGCUGCAGCAGCUGGAGAGUGUGACCAAUGAGCGCAGCAUGAGGCUCAGGGCUCAGCACGGAGAGACCGCCCUACUGGCCCAACAGAUAAGCCAUGUGCUCAAGUUCUGCCAGUGGGCUAUCACAACAGGGAGCAGCACCGCGCUGCUCUACAGCAAGAGGCUGAUCCUGUUCCAGCUUCAUCAGCUAUCUGAGGCUAGACUGGAGCCAGCGCCCCAGGCCAAUGGUGUUGUGCGCUUCUUCUGUGACCCAACCUUCUGGGCCAAAAACGUAGUGAAUCUAGGUAAUUUGGUAAUAGAGAAACGACCGGCGCAGCCACCCAAUGUGAUGGUAGGAGGGCCGCCCAUUUCUCCAGGUCAGGGUCACCCGGGCAAACACCCAGGACAGAUAAACCUAGCUCAGCUCCGGCUGCAGCACAUGCAGCAGGCAGCCUAUGCACAACAGAAGCAACAGCAUCAGCAUCAGCAUCAGCAUCAGCAACAACAGCAACAGCAACAGCAGCAGCAGCAGCAGCAGCAGCAGCACCAGCAGCAGAUCCAGCAACAGAUGCGCAUCGCUUCCCAAAUGUCCCAGCAGCACGUCAGGCAGGCCGGACCCCCUAUGGCUCAGCAGCAGCCUCCGAGGCUCAUCAGCAUGCAGCAGCUACCGAGAGGGCCUGGGGGUAUGAACGGUGGGCCAGGCCCCCCGAUGUACCCUUCCUCCCACCAUAUGCGUCUCCCGGGUCCACCGCAGGGCCGAAUGCUCUCGGCUCAGCCAAGACAUAACGGACAGCAGUAUCCAUCAAUGAUGCAGCCUCAGCUACAAAGACAGCAUUCAAACCCGGGGCACGCAGGCCCUUUCCCAGUGGCAUCCCUCCAUAAUGCCAACCCCACAAGUCCCACUAGUGCCAGCAUGGCUGGUGCCCACGCCCACCGUGGUCCUGCCAGCCCCAUCAUAGGUCCUAUCGAGCUCAUCCCCUCCGUCACCAAUCCAGAGAACCUGCCCUGCCUACCUGAGAUCCCACCCAUUCAGUUGGAGGAUGCAGGUUCCAGCAGCCUUGGACACCUCCUAACCCGUUAUAUCUCAGCCAGCACUCAGCACCAGCUAGGCUCAAUGGAAAUGAACCCCUCACCUGGACUGUCAUCACACUCUUCUGGAUCUUCAGGUCUGUCGAAUGCCCACACACCAGCAAGACCUUCCAGCACAUCCAGCACAGGCAGUCGGGGCAGCUGUAGCUCUGCAGGGAGGGCGGGACCAGGAGGUGGAACAGCUGUGGAGCAGGUGAGGGUGAAGCAGGAGCCUGGUACAGAUAACAGCUACAGCUGUCCGGCUACUUCUAUGAAGACAGAGCGAGGAAAAGAUGCUGGGAGGAGCGCCUGCAUGAUGAGCAGUCCAGAGGACAGUCCUCUUUCUUUAGUGGGAUCUGUUUCAGUAGGCCAAGAUGCUCUCAGGAGCAUAGGCGAGCGCAUCAAAACAGAACCCCUAUCGGAGACUCCUUGUUUUGGACUCAACGGCUCCGGUGCUGCCACGUCCUCUCCUUCCAAUAUCACUACCUCGUUAUCCUCCGAGAACAGCAGCAGCACGGCAGAGGCUCCUCUCACCAACGGAAACAUGGACAAGGGGACAGAGACCAAAGGAGGUGGUGCAACCGCAGGAACAGGACACUCCGGUGGGAAAGAAGACGACCCCAAUGAAGACUGGUGUGCUGUCUGUAUCAACGGUGGUGACCUGCUGUGCUGUGACCGCUGUCCUAAGGUGUUCCACAUGAAAUGCCAUGUACCCACCAUCAAGAUCUUCCCAAAGGGGGAUUUCCUCUGCACGUUUUGCCGAAGUCUCAACACCCCCGAGAUAGAGUACUGUGACGACAGCAGGAAAAUCACAGGAGAGCAGAGCCUGAAUCCAGAGGACCAAAGGAAAUGUGAACGCCUCCUACUGCACAUCUACUGUCAUGAGCUCAGUGUUGGCUUCAGGGAACCUGUUCCCAGCUCUGUGCCGAACUACUACAAGAUAAUUAAGCAGCCCAUGGACCUGAAGAAGGUGAAGAAGAAGCUGCAGCUACGGAACUCGCAGUACUACCAGUCCAUCCUGGAGUUUGUGUCUGAUAUGCGCCUGGUCUUCAACAACUGUGCGAAUUACAACGAGAUGUCUCGAAUAAUCCAGGUUUAUGAUGAGGAGAAACAGAUUAAUACGCAGGUGGGAUCAGAGAUGGCGAUAUCCGGUAAGGCAGUGGGCCUUUACUUUGAGGAGAAGUUGCUGGAGAUAUUCCCGGGCCAGAUCUUCCCUGAAGCACCCGAACCCGAGUCCCCGGAGACGCAGCAGAAGGAAGACAACGACACAGACGACUCUGAGGAAGACUUCAUACAGCCAAGACGCAAACGGUUAAAAACAGAUGAGAAGGUGCUCCACAUCAAGUGAGAACAAGCCACGGAGGGAACAAGAGAAGUGAAAAACUGUCUUCCUCACGUCCCACACUUCUCAGUUGUUCAAGGCAGCGUAUAAAAGAAGGACGAGACUCGCUUGUACAAACUGCUUGGUCUAUCUUAUCCUUGCCUUCAAAAGAAUUACCGUCAACUCCAUUAGACGUCUGCCUUUCUGAGAACUCUCAAGGACAGAAACAUAGAAGAGCUGCAUCCCUCUUCAUUUCAUGGACACUCAAGAACUCGCCUGUACAGAGUUUGAAGUAGGACUUGUUUUGCUGUAGUUAAUGAUGAUUGGUUGUUUCUUUUCUAUCACCCAUUUUCAUUUGUAGAUUUGUUGUGAGUUGCUUUCUAAAACAUUUAAAUUCCCUGUUUCCAGUUCUUAAUGUAUGAUAUCUAUACUUUGACCUGAAACCGACCAAGUACAGUAUUUGUAUGAGUUUGUGGAAGCAUUAUGUAAAUAAGAGAAUCUAGGCUGCUGAAGGAAUUCCUACAGUGUAGAUGUUUGGGUGCGUCAUCAAUAAAACCUGUUCUUGGAAUAUA
This is a messenger RNA of Notolabrus celidotus (New Zealand spotty), 4203 nucleotides long. RefSeq names its product tripartite motif containing 33 (gene trim33). Gene Ontology annotation, molecular function: protein binding; zinc ion binding. Lineage: Eukaryota; Metazoa; Chordata; Actinopteri; Labriformes; Labridae. Bases 53 to 3658 code for a protein of 1201 amino acids. The record is from RefSeq and is a predicted model, not a curated record. The transcript is spliced from 20 exons.